AUGACCCAAUACAACCCUCCAGUUUAUUCGCAAAACCCUCAACACGCUCAACAAUCGUCCCUUUUAAACAACCCAACAGUAUAUCAUUUAGAACAAGUACAACGUCGGAAUAAUAGUAUGAGUAAUAUGAUAAUUCUGGCGAACGAUGAGCCUUCCGGAACUCCCAAUAAUUCCUUCAACGGCAGCACGGUAAACCCAACUAUCUUGAACGCAGCUCCAAAUCAAUUUUACACAGUUGGUCCUGGUCAUAUAAAGCAAGAGACAGGUUCUAUGGAUGUUACUGAAGUGGACAUUGAUCCGCAAGCUGUAUGCUCACCAAUGACGUCUCCUUCACCCGCUAAUUCUGUUGGUUCUCCUAUAAACCGCAAUUUUGACCGUAAUAAUUUUAGUAAUGGGUUCGAUGAUACCAAUAACUUAUUUGGUCAGUCCUAUAAGCCUUCUCAUAUGGACAAUUUUUCGCCGUAUGGCGAGUCACCGAGCAAUCUUUCUGUUUUUUCUCAAGGUCCUGCUGAAACUAAAUUCUUUGAUCAAGGCGACCCAAAUCAAAGUGAAGUCUGUAGCAUUAGUGCACCCACCGGAGUGAGUGCUUUUGAGUUCAGACCACCCCAAAACAGUUUCGUUACUCAGCCUCAGUCAUUACCUGCUGGAUAUGUGGGUGGUGAUUGUUUUCCCCAAUAUCCACAAAGUUUACAAUAUUUUUCUGACAUAGCAUCGGGGACAGGAGCAGUAAGAGUAUAUCAACAACAUUUCAUAGAUCCUGAAGAUUCUACUGAUAGUGCUCAAAAACAAGCGAUUUUAAUCGAAAAGAGACGUCGUCGUAGAGAAUCACAUAAUGCUGUUGAACGCCGUCGAAGGGACAAUAUAAAUGAAAAGAUUCAGGAAAUAUCAACUCUUAUACCAGAUAUUUUUAUUGAUUCUUCAAACAAACCAAACAAAGGUGUGAUCCUUCGUAAAGCCGUAGAAUACAUCAAACAUCUUCAGCAGCUAGUGGGUGAACAACGUGCUCACAAUUUAGUGUUGGAAAAUACAGUAAGAGAUAUGAAAUCCGGGACACCUGACAAUAAUUCAGAAAUGAACGCAUCACCACAAAGUAGCGGUAUUGUAAAUAAUGGUCCUUUCUGUGUGUGA
Racocetra persica is the source of this 1128-nucleotide messenger RNA. NCBI's taxonomy places the organism in Eukaryota, Fungi, Glomeromycota, Glomeromycetes, Diversisporales, Gigasporaceae. The record is from the annotation of a GenBank genome assembly.